This is a messenger RNA of Monoraphidium neglectum, 361 nucleotides long. RefSeq lists its product as hypothetical. Lineage: Eukaryota; Viridiplantae; Chlorophyta; Chlorophyceae; Sphaeropleales; Selenastraceae. The annotation marks the transcript as partial. The transcript has a single exon. The record is from RefSeq and is a predicted model, not a curated record.
CUACGGCCCCGGCGCCGGCGCCGAGUUCUUACGAGGCCAGGGCCCCUCCUCUGUCCUCGCAUUCCAAGACGUGGCCUGGCGCCGCCCCGUCUGCCUGCCGCCCGACGCGCCGCAGGGCGACGUCGCCGCAACGCCGCCAACGAGCGGCGUCGGCGCCGCCGGCAGCCGGGGAACGUCGCUCGCGGAGAGCGUGGCGGCCGCGGCGGGGGCAGGCCAUUACGCGUGGUCAAACAGCACGAUCUGCUUUGCUGAAGAGUGCUACCGGGGCUAUCUGCACAUAGGGUCCGCCCGCAUCUUGAUCGCGCCACGAUCCGAGGACAUGGGGACGGCCGCCGCGCCUGGACGCGGCAUGUACAUGUGA